AUGCAUUGCCGGAGGAGGCCCAAUGUCAACAACCACGGAGUCACAAGCGAAUCCUCUUGCACCUCUCCCAUCGAUACCGACAAUGAUAGACCGUUCGAGCCUGACUCCUCUGGAACUGAUCUUACUGAGCCGGAGUGUUCGUCUCCAGCGGCUCAGAAGAUUAACCGGAAGAAGUCAAGUCCAAGCACUGGAACACAACCGUCAGAAGCAGACUCGCCGGGUGUGGAACGUAUCCACCGGGCCCGGUAUCAAGUCCCAGACGAUGACACGGAUGAGGACCUGGCCCAGGUGCCGGAAGAUUACGGCCGGUCUAACGACACGAAGAAGUUGAAACAUCGACUGAAAGAGCGUUGGGCUUGGUUCUGCCAAGUCAAAGCAAGGGAGCCGUCCGCCGAUCUAAAGUGGGGGAAUGCGGAAGAUGCACUGCGUGAAGCGUCUCCAAAUGACAUGCAUCGAUUUCUGAAUUGGUGUUUAAAGCUGGAGUACAGUCCCGAUGGUCGCCGUCAGAAAGGCUACAAAAAGGCCAGCGCCCUUGACGCGGAUUGGAAGUACUUUCGAAUUUAUUACACACGGGUUACUAAGCAUGAGAUGAGCAAAGAGAUGGGUGAGGCGGUUCGCACGGGCAUGAGAUACUUGAUCGAUAAACGUGGCCUUGAGAAACAACCACGGGCAAAUGUUCCUGUGUAUAUUGAAGAUAUGGUCCCAUUCAACGAGACAAUCCUUUCAACUCGGGAAAAGCGAUUCUACUUGGGGUUCCAGCGGAUUAUUCUGUGUCUGUACAACACUAUAGGGCUAUUUACCAUCAACCGGAAACACGCAAUUCUUGAUCUUCAGUUCAAGCAUCUACAAUUGUCGCUUCAGCAGGAUCCGCACGGAGGACCUCCAGUGUUGACGAUCGAAUUUCAGCCUGAGUUUGUGAAAAGCGUUCUGGGCAUGUCGAAGCUCAACACGUUCACACUACCCGAAGUUGUCUACGGCGUAUCACUUGUCUUCAGCCCGCAUGUCCUGCUUCUGAUUAUAUUAUUUUAUGUCCAAGCGUUUGAAGCGCCUCACUUGACCUCGAUGGAAGACCUACGGAGACUGCUUAUUGAGGGCGGCCGACAGGAAAUGCCACUUCCUUUGAAAAAAGAUAUGGAUAAUUAUUAUGUCUUCCCAAGAGUCCAAGUGAUCGAUGGUCAGCCCUGUAUUUUGUGGGAGACGCCCAUGAGUGGAAGCGCACUCGAUGCACAGCUCAGGACGUUUAGUGAGAUACACGGCUUUCUUAAUCAUUUUUUCUCCCACCAGUUCCGUUACGGAGGAGGGAAUUUACUUGACAAGAGUGGUUUUGUCAGUGAAGCACAACGCAAUGUGAUCAUGAAUCACGCCACUAGCAGCACGUUUAUUAAGCAUUAUCGUCCCCGUCGGCAUACUGGUUUACAGGAGAUCAUGUGCGGUCUGAAUCCUGAUGAAGAGUUUUCAAGGGCUGUGACCCGGAUGAGUCGUUGGAUUGAUCGGAGGCGACCACGAUACCUGAGUGACUCUGACCGGGCAUCAGUAGAGAAAGAUCCAGAACUGCAAUCGGCCAUGCGCUGGCAAUACGAGUUAGAAAGCCAGUGCGGUGACCGGCCUCAUGACCCAGCCUUGCGGGCGAUGCUGGAGGACCAGAAGCGUCAAGUCCACAAUCUGCGCCGACGUCUGCAGGAUAAACGGCGGAAGGAAAUACGCCGUGAUUUCAGUCGGAAACAGGCGGUAACCGACAUAGAAAGACAGCUGACCGGCGGAGCUGUCAGUGACGAUCCCGCGCGCGAGGUAUUACGGAAGGAGUUUGCAAUGCCAUCGGAACAGAUCCUUCUUGUGGAGACGUUCUUUACUUGGCCUAUCACCGAUUCAUUGGAAGAUGAGUGGACACGGCGUAAUAAAGCCGUUGCGGCUGGUAUAAAAUACUGCGGCUUUCAGGAAGGUGGGCCCCUUCGGGGACGACCGAAGCGCUCUGCGCGGUGCGACAAUGAUGAUGUAGUUCUACCCCCGUCAACUCGAAAGAAAAAGACGAAAACGCAGCCGACUGCGUUGUGGGAGAAGGAACAUACCUCUGGUGGGAAACAUAUUCCGAAUGCAGAGCAAACAUUUGGAUGUUUUCAAUGUUCCAAGACAUACUCGGACUAUAAUGGAGUGAAGAGGCAUUUUCGAACGUCACAUUUGAAGGACCGGAAAUGUGAUUUUUGUAAUCUGUCCGUCCUGCACGAGAUGCACUUGCGGAGGCAUGCUGGGGAUGUCCAUGGCCUUCGAACAUGA
This is a messenger RNA of Aspergillus luchuensis, 2271 nucleotides long. Its product is annotated as DUF3435 domain-containing protein. Lineage: Eukaryota; Fungi; Ascomycota; Eurotiomycetes; Eurotiales; Aspergillaceae. The record is from RefSeq and is a predicted model, not a curated record. The transcript has 5 exons. The coding region runs from base 1 to 2271 and encodes 756 amino acids.